UGCGGCGCGCGCUUCCUGUGAGGUCAGGUGGGAGGAAGCGGCCUGCAAGCCGCCCGCGGUGGACGUCGCCGAGGCCCGCGAGCCGCGCCCGCAGGCUUUUUGAGGUCUGGGGAAAGGGUCAGCCCGCUGGGCACCGCGGCUCCAGGGAGGAUGGUGCGGAUCUUGGCCAAUGGGGAAAUUGUGCAGGAUGACGACCCCCGUGUGAGGCCCACCACCUCUCCACGCAGUAACACGACCCGGCAGAGUUUUCUCAAUAGGGGCCAAGGUACUCCCCUCGGGGGCCCCAACCCCCGCCAGCAGCAGGCGGGUGCCAGGCUGGCCGCUGCGCAGUCCCCCUUCAGUGACCUAAAUCGGCAGCUGGUGAACAUGGGCUUCCCCCAGUGGCAUCUCGGGAACCACGCUGUGGAGCCGGUGACUUCCAUCCUGCUCCUCUUCCUGCUCAUGAUGCUCGGCGUUCGUGGACUCCUGCUGGUGGGGCUCGUGUACCUGGUGUCCCACCUGAGCCAGCGGUGACCUCCUGGGGACAGGCGCAUGGGAGAGGGAGUUGCUGGGCCUUGGCCGCAGCGCAGGGGCCGGGGCCAGGGUCUCGCGGUGCCUGGAAGGUGCUCAGAGAUGUUUCCACAUGUGCUAAGCGUGAGGCAGAGGGAUCGUCUAGUCUAGCCUUUCCAAAUACUUGGGUGGACCCCUUGUUCCCUUGUGUUUUUCGGUAGUGUUGGGCCUGCAUUAAGCACAAGGUUGGAGCAAGAACAGGCUUCCCUUUUCGAUUCUCUUCCAGUCCUUUUAUUCCAAGAAGAAAGUCUCAGCUUGGUGCCAAUAUGUUCUAAUGCUGAAGUACCCUGUUCCAGGGAGCAGGCUUUGGGCUUGGGACAUGUGGAAGUUUCCAGACUUUUAUAGCACCGUUUUGUUUUAAUGGUCUAUUUUUAUGGGCUACCUUUUUAUUUAUGACAACUGGUACCGGCAUUCUCAUUAUUGUGGUGGUAUUUUCA
Condylura cristata (star-nosed mole) is the source of this 986-nucleotide messenger RNA. RefSeq names its product chromosome unknown open reading frame, human C10orf35 (gene FAM241B). The record is from RefSeq and is a predicted model, not a curated record. Lineage: Eukaryota; Metazoa; Chordata; Mammalia; Eulipotyphla; Talpidae. The coding region runs from base 151 to 513 and encodes 120 amino acids. Gene Ontology annotation, cellular component: intracellular membrane-bounded organelle. The transcript has 3 exons.